Molecule: messenger RNA, 2022 nt
Organism: Fusarium mangiferae
Lineage: Eukaryota; Fungi; Ascomycota; Sordariomycetes; Hypocreales; Nectriaceae
Exons: 2
Coding region: 1-2022 (673 amino acids)
Source: RefSeq, a predicted model, not a curated record
AUGUCUGAAGCGGAGCAGUGCAUCAUAUGCCUGGAUCCUCUGCCCCGUCCCUCGGCUGCCCUCCAAGCUCCAGCUGCCCUCACUGUAGCUGCGAGUGAUGCUGCUGCUGGUGUUUCUGGCGGCGAGCCCGCAUCCGCACCCGAGUCCGCGCCUAUUCCAACCACAACCUCCACAGCCUCAGAUGUUCUUGAGAAUGACACCAAUUAUCUGAACAUAGUUGCGUCACUUGACGGGUGUAAUCACAUUAUUCAUGAUGCAUGUAUUCGUUCCUGGGCUCAAAAGACAAACACAUGUCCCAUUUGUCGUAAUCCCUUCCAUUCAGUUCGAGUGUACAACGGGGUCGAUGGUACCGCCAUUUCGAAAUAUGAUGUCCAAGAUAAAAAACAGGUUGCUGAAUUCGAUGUAAGACAGUGGCUUGGCGAAAACCCCGAAGACGAAGAGGAGGAAGAGCAAGGCAACCCAUGUCCUAUUUGCAACUCUUCAGAGAGGGAGGAUGUUCUUCUCUUGUGCGACAGCUGCGAUGCAGCCUACCAUACGCAUUGUAUUGGUCUUGAGGCCAUUCCAGACGGUGACUGGUAUUGUAUGGAGUGCUCUCACCUCUUUCAACUGGUGGAAGAGCCAAGGACCACUGAAUCUGGCGAACAAUCUCCUCGUCCAUCGUACGUGCGACGUCCGAAUCCCCGAAACGUUCGUGGUUACCAUGUACGAACUCGAGCACGAUUAAGGCGAGCCCGUCGACAAGCUCGAAACGUCGAGUGGCAAGGCGCCUGGGGUCAGUUUUCCGGGCGGUUCUACGAGAUGAGCGACUUGGAUUUGGACAACCACGAUGAUGAAGAUGAGGAAUUGGAGCAAUACAGGAGAUUCCAGGAACUCGGGCGACGCGAACUCGAACGCUGGCAGCAAAGAAUGGAUAUUGCCCGCCGCCUGGGCGCUCGUGACGUGUUCAUAAACAACAUACCUUCUGCUAUUAGCGAACGGCUUCAGUCAGCACCAGAGCCAGUACAAGAAACGGCUGACGAAAGACGAGCCUGGGGCGCUUUGGAACGUGCUCGUGAAACGGAUGAACCCAGCACCACUUCUCGCAAGCGCAAAGCACGAUCUGUGACUGCGUCUCCGCGCGAACCCGUUCAAGAACCCGAAAGGAAGCUGAAGCGCCCUCGAACACGUCGCUUGCCCACCCAGAAUGGUGAAGGUUCAAGCUCCGUAUCUUCUCCAGCGCCGGCUGGGCCCUCGUCAACACGACCUGUUCCCAAUGGAUCGUCAUCGAGAAAUGGUACUGUCGACCAUAGCAGUAACGAUCCUCCCUUGGUUUCAUCACUACUGAAGGAACUCGAGCCUAGCAUCAUGUCUGAGGACGAGACAAUGACUACCAAUGGGUGGCGGCAUGCACCAGAGGCUUCAUCCCCAGCCCUCUCACCGGCGAUAUCUCCGUCCCCAUCAAAUUACAGUAGCCCACGGGCUCUUUCUCUUACCCCUCCUCCUAUGCCAAACUUCAACGGCCGACCAACUUCACCAACACUCUCGCUCAGCAGUACUAUUCAACCUCGUUACGCCCCCGCGAAUUACUCGCCUACUCGUUCAAACCGUGACCACAGCGACUCAGAGACGCGUUCAACCAGACCCCAUGCAAACUAUUCCCCGACUCAUACAAGCAAUGACCAGUCCGAUUCAGAGACACGCUUGGUGAAGGUCCCAGAGAGCCGACCGUUAGAACUACGACAACCACGGCCACGCCGUCCAUCUGAGGUACCAGCUCAAAAAGAGGAACAGCCGUCAGCAGACUCCAAUAUCACCCAGGAAGACAAGAUCAGCAUAAAUGAGAUUGUCAAGGGCGCAUUACGACCACACUGGCGGUCUAGAAAACUAACAACGGAACAAUACUCGGUUAUCAACAGAGAUAUUUCAAGAAAGCUUUAUGACGAGGUGAAAGGCGCGGCAUCAUUGAGCGAUGAAGCCCGACGGCAAUGGGAAAACAGAGCAACUAAGGAGGUUGCUCAAGCAGUUGCAGAAUUGUCUGCUUAG